ACAGGAAGAAAUGGCUGAUAGAAAAGCUGUCGUCAAGAACGCUGACAUGUCUGAGGACAUGCAGCAGGACUCCAUUGAUAUUGCCACACAAGCAAUGGAGAAGUUCAAUAUUGAAAAGGACAUUGCUGCCUUCAUCAAGAAAGAGUUCGACAAGAAGUAUAACCCUACUUGGCACUGUAUCGUUGGCAGAAACUUCGGCUCCUAUAUAACCCACGAGACCAAGCAUUUCAUCUACUUCUACUUGGGACAAGUUGCUAUCUUGCUUUUCAAGUCUGGAUAAGCCCAAGAAGAAGCCCUACAGCUGAGUUUUUCUCAUAAAUCUAUC
Messenger RNA from Moneuplotes crassus, 325 nucleotides. The record is from the annotation of a GenBank genome assembly. NCBI's taxonomy places the organism in Eukaryota, Ciliophora, Spirotrichea, Euplotida, Euplotidae.